Asparagus officinalis (garden asparagus) is the source of this 1306-nucleotide messenger RNA. RefSeq names its product glyoxylate/succinic semialdehyde reductase 2, chloroplastic. Gene Ontology annotation, cellular component: chloroplast. NCBI's taxonomy places the organism in Eukaryota, Viridiplantae, Streptophyta, Magnoliopsida, Asparagales, Asparagaceae. Gene Ontology annotation, molecular function: NADP binding; glyoxylate reductase (NADPH) activity; NAD binding. The transcript is spliced from 12 exons. Bases 65 to 1183 code for a protein of 372 amino acids. The record is from RefSeq and is a predicted model, not a curated record.
UUUGCCUUAUCUCGAGAAACUUAAGAAUAAAAAUCACAUAUCACAAAUUUUGCUUUGAAAGGAGAUGGCCAACCUCCUUGUGUCCAGACCCAAGCCUUGCAUGUGCAUCAAAACUCAACCUCGUCUCCUCUCUUCUCUCCUCUCAACCCACUCCAUGGCCAUGACCUUAAGCUUCAUCCCUGGAAUUACUAUCUUGCCCUCUAGAUACCCAAACCCUUUAUUCACAAAACCCAGAUGCUCUUUUGCUACAAAAGCUAGUUCCCAAGUCUCCAAUGGGACAAUUAAAGGGGAUGGAUUUCCCGAGCGUGUUGGAUUUUUAGGUCUUGGAAUUAUGGGAUCUCCAAUGGCAAAAAACCUCUUAAAGGCUGGAUGUGAUGUUACUGUCUGGAAUAGAACCAAGAGCAAGUGUGACCAGCUGAUCAACCUUGGUGCAAAAUAUGAGUCUUCACCAGCAGAAGUUGCAUCAUCAUGCAACGUGACAUUUGCAAUGCUCGCUGACCCUGAAAGUGCAAUUGAUGUUGCAUAUGGAAUAAAUGGAGUUGCUGAAGGAAUUGGGCCGGGAAAAGGAUAUGUGGAUGUUUCUACAGUUGAUGUUGCUACUUCAAAAUUAAUUAACCAACAUAUUAAGCAAACAGGAGCAUCAUAUUUAGAGGCUCCAGUUUCAGGCUCUAAAAAGCCUGCAGAAGAUGGGCAGCUGAUAUUUUUAACUGCAGGUGAUCAACAUUUAUAUGAAACAGUAUCACCACUCUUAGACAUCAUGGGUAAGUCAAGAUUUUACCUUGGUGAAGUUGGAAAUGGUGCAGCUAUGAAGCUUGUUGUCAACAUGAUUAUGGGAAGCAUGAUGGGAUCUUUUUCUGAAGGACUGCUUCUUAGUGAGAAAGUAGGCCUGGAUCCAAAUGUUCUAGUUGAGGUAAUUUCGCAGGGUGCAAUAAGUUCACCGAUGUUCUCGCUCAAAGGCCCUUCAAUGGUUAAAUCCCAGUACCCAACUGCUUUUCCUUUGAAGCACCAGCAAAAGGAUAUGAGGCUUGCCUUAGGGCUAGCUGAAUCAGUUUCUCAGCCAAUUCCAAUUGCAGCAGCUGCAAAUGAGCUCUAUAAAGUAGCAAAGUCUUAUGGUCUCAGUGAUCAAGACUUCUCCGCUGUUAUCGAGUCACUCAAAGCCAGGAUGUCACAUUCAGAAAACUAACAAAUAUUUCUCAUAUUAGCAAUUUUUCGCCUUCUUGUCCUCGCAUCCCAUUUGAAUUCAAUUGAAACCUGUGCUUCUAAAACUGAGCAAUCUUUAUGAUUAGUUCAGGUUUGUCAAAAAAAA